AUGGCGUCACAGGAUUGUUGGAUUUGGCACGCGUACGUUGGUGUUGUCGGUUCAAACAACAACAUUAAUGUGUUGAACCAAUCUACUUUGUUCAAUUACUUUGAAGACGACACAGCAUCGUUGGUUCCUGUCACUGUAAAUGGAACCGAAUAUAAGUACCCUUAUUUUCUCGUGGAUGGGAUCUAUCCAAGAUAUGCAAUGUUUGUGAAAACCAUUCCUCAUCCAACCGUUAGGGAACCGACACGACAAAUGGAAGAACUCCCCAUCCGUAGGAUCAUGUAUGCGUGUUGUAUUCUUCACAACAUGAUUUUAAAAGACGAGGACCACGCAUUAUGUCCUGAUUAUACAGAUCCCUUGGUCGCGCCACAACCAUCAGAUGCUCGACUUGCAGAAAUACAAGACUCAAACGUCCAAGAAGAUCUUCGGAUGGAUCUCAUUGACCAUAUUAAUCGCACAUUCAUCCCAGGCCUCGAUUGCUAG
This is a messenger RNA of Erigeron canadensis, 480 nucleotides long. RefSeq lists its product as uncharacterized. Lineage: Eukaryota; Viridiplantae; Streptophyta; Magnoliopsida; Asterales; Asteraceae. Bases 1 to 480 code for a protein of 159 amino acids. The transcript has 2 exons. The record is from RefSeq and is a predicted model, not a curated record.